GCUUUGCACUUCCAUGAAGCUGGCUUCCCGUCGUCGUGGGUCAGGACGGUGUUAUCAGUGCGUCUGAAUAACCCCCUGACGAAUAGGCAUCCCGGUCUCUUUAUCCAGCGACCGCGAUGGACUUGCUUCGGGUUUGGCUGUUUAUUCUCGCUGUGUACAGCGUUGCCGGACAGUCUACCGUGAUUGGCUCAAAUGAAACAGUGAAAGUCGUAGCCGGACAUGACGCCAUUCUGCCAUGCCACCUGAAGCCCCCAUUCAAUGUGACACCUCAGAUGGUGGAGUGGAAACAUGAUGGGAAACAAGUUCACUUAUAUCGAAGUAAGGCUGACAGUCUGGAUGAUCAGGACAAGAACUUCAGAAAAAGGACAUCUCUCUUCCAGGAUAAAAUGGUCAAAGGAAACCUCUCACUAAAACUGACCAACGUAACUGAAGCGGAUGCUGGAAAUUACACCUGCCGUGUUCGUUUUAAAAACAAAUCCGGCUUUAUUGAAGUCAGAAUAUACAAAGUUACCCUCAUUGUUGACACAGAGGCAGAGCAAAAGCCAGAUCCAAACAUAAGUCUCGAAAACCUGGUACCAGUUAUUGGCAUAGGAGGAGCUUUAUUUGUUGGUGUAUUUGUGAUUGCUGCUGUCAUUGUCUGUGUCAAAUGGAAGCCAUGUGGAAACAACCAGCCAGAGCCAAAAACAGAUAACGGUACGACUGGAAGACGAUCCCGGGGAGGACGCAGAAGGCGAAGAAACAACAAAUACAAUACUUCUGACAACAUGCAAAGCACCAGUGAAGCUAGUCCUUGAGUAUAACUACUACCAAAAAAAAAGAAAGUAUAUUCUAUUGAAAUAAUAAAAUCAAACACAGGCUGUAGUGGCAAUCUGACCACAAAAAAUGCCACUGGAGGGAAUUUCCAACGCUUGCUGGUGCUAAUAAUGAGUUCCGCCAUCGUCUUAAGGUUAAUCCUUUAUUUUAUAAAUGCAUUUAAAAACGUCUACAAAAAGACUGACUGUGCAAGAUUAACAACGAGAGAUCUAAAAACAUCACUCGCACACAGCGGAGGUUGAAAAACUGUGUAGCCUCCCAGAUCCUAAUUCCUCCUUCCCCUUCUCGCCUGUGAUCUUCUUUCUAACCUCUGAUUGGCACACAUACACACAGGGACGCAGGUGACGUAGCGAACAAACCAUUCACACAAACCUACCACACACACACACACACGUCUAAAUUGGCUACAACACAGAGCAUAUCACUCAUUUUUGUGAAGAACACUAAAUGGCAUUGUCGGAAAUGGGUUGGGAACCACUGCUCUAAUUAUGUCAUUUCAUUCAAUUAGGUGCACAGCUCCCUGGUAAACUAUUCUUCUGGUGUCAGCAUUUAUCUCUUAAAAGCUACAUAAGAGUUAAAGCCUCUCCAAUAAGAAUUAUACAGCUGUCAUUUGUCCCGCCCUAACAGGUGCAACAGCACUAAGAGGGGACUCAGGAAGAUGUCAAUCACUCAGUCUAGUGUUAAUUUCGUCAG
Molecule: messenger RNA, 1506 nt
Organism: Perca fluviatilis (European perch)
Lineage: Eukaryota; Metazoa; Chordata; Actinopteri; Perciformes; Percidae
Product: CD276 antigen homolog
Exons: 7
Coding region: 117-794 (225 amino acids)
Source: RefSeq, a predicted model, not a curated record